Dioscorea cayenensis subsp. rotundata (Guinea yam) is the source of this 2671-nucleotide messenger RNA. RefSeq names its product dentin sialophosphoprotein-like. NCBI's taxonomy places the organism in Eukaryota, Viridiplantae, Streptophyta, Magnoliopsida, Dioscoreales, Dioscoreaceae. The record is from RefSeq and is a predicted model, not a curated record.
AACGCCAUCGUCUUCUUUCGAUUCUAGGGUUAGGGUUUCAGAAAGGGAGUAGGAGCCAUGUACAACGGCAUCGGCUUGCAAACUGCUCGGGGAUCGGGCACCAAUGGCUACGUGCAAUCCAACAAGUUCUUCAUCAGGCGAAGGCAAACUCCGUCUCCCUCCAGCCUCCCUUCCGCCUCCAUCGCUGAUCCUGGCGCCAAGAAGGCUAACAAGGAGAUCCUUGAGCACGAUCGCAAGCGCCGCAUCGAGCUCCGCCUCGUCGUCCUUGAGGAAACCCUUGCUGAUCAGGGAUACACCCAAGCUGAGAUCGCUGAGAAGCUCCGGGAAACUCGCGCCGCCCUCGAGACUGCCCCUCUUGAUAACCCUCCUGAGAAAGAGUUUGCUUUCCUCCAAUACUUCAGGAUCUCAGAUACACAGACCCAUCAAAUUGCUGCACGGAAAGAAAAACAGCUUGAAACUUUCAGAGCUGCCCUUGGUAUCAAACUUGGUGAUGAAUCCCCCAAGCCUGACACUGAAGAGCAAAGGCAUCAGGAUAAAGCCCAAGUUUUAGAAACUGAAGAAAGUGGUGGUGAGAAAGACAGAGAACAGAUGAAAUUAACCGAUGGUAAACAAGACCAUGGUGACAGAGAGAGGGAGAGUAGCAAGAACGCAAGAGCAACAGAAGAACACAAAAGUAAGGAUGAUUUGCAUGACAAGAAGAACCGGGAAAAGAAAGCGAAUGAAGUUGAACACAAGAAGAUGGAAACUAAAAAAGGAAGAUACAAGGAUGUUUCUGCCUCUGAUAGUAGCGGAGAAGAUGUUAAAAAUGACAAGAUGAAACCACCCCGAAAUUCUCGGGGGCUUGAUUCCCGUUAUGACACUGAUAUUAGGAGAAGCAAGAAGAGCUCAAAAGUUUCUGAGAAGGAUAAAAUCUCCAGUUACCUUGAUAGUAAUGAGGAUUCUGACUCCAGCAGUGAGUCUGGUGGGGAAAGGACUAGAAAAUCAAGGAAGGUUGCGAAGCAAAGGAAAUAUGACAGUGAUUCAGGAACAGAUGGAGACAAUAAAAGAAAGAGAGGCAAUGUGAAGGAGAGACCAUCUAGCGGGAGAAGGUAUGAUCAUGAUAAAUCUGAUUCUGGCCAUGACUCAGGCAGGGAAAAUACUAGAAAAUCAAACAAGUAUGUUAAGCAACGAAGAAGGUAUGACAAUGAGUCUAAAAUAGAUGAAGAUGCUAAGAAGAAAAAGGGGCAUGCCAAAGAGCUACCUUCUAGGAGGAGGCAUGAUUCCGAUAGUGAUUUUAGCAUGGAUGAGACCAGAAAAUCAAGGAAGGUUGUCAAAAAACAAAGGAGAUAUGAUAGUAGUAGUUCUGAAACAGAUGAAGAUGAUGGAAGGAAGAAAGCCCAUGUCAAUGAAACUUCUAGGAAGAGAAGGCAUGAUUCUGGUGAUUCAGAUUCUGAUAGUGAUGAUUCAGGAAUUGGCAAAGGGAGAACAAGUAAACAUUACAAUGACAAAAGGAACAAAAAUGACUCUGAAACUGUCCAGGAAAAGAGAAUCACAAAUAAUAAGAAAAUACUGGAGAAGUCAAGACGGCAUGAUUCUGAAGAUUCAAGUUCUGGUGCUGAUUAUACUGAAAGUCAUAGUUCAGAUUCUAUUAGUGAUGGUGAUUCUAGUGAUGCUAGUGAUUCUAGUGGCUAUAAGAGGAUGGAUGCUAAAAAUGGCAAGAGGUUGAAGUCUAUUGUGGAAAAAGAUAUGAGUUCUGGAAUCAGCAGAAGGGAUGAUCGGAGGACAAGCAAGAUUACUAAUGAAGAUAGGAAUAGAGAUCACUCAAGUCUAUUGAAGAAAAGUGAGAAGAAUCGUCAUGUUGAAAUGAAGAAUGAUAGGAAGGAAGUUGGUGAUAAGGAGAAUCAAGCUGCACAGGGAAAGAGGAAAAUUGAUGAUGGGCGUGAUGAUCUACCAGUUUUGGAGUCAAGACAUUCUGGCCUUGGAAAAUCAGAGAAAAUGAAAGAGAGUGUGGAGGCCAAGAAAGACACAUAUAAUAGAGAUCAUAGGACUCAUCAUGAAAGACGAGAUAACCAGAAGAGAGAUGAUUACAAAUAUCAUGGAAACUCUCAAAAACAUUAUGAUGAAGAUGAUUAUGGCCAAAGACACAAGAGUAGGGAUGACAGGAGUAGGGAUGACAGGAGCCACACCGAUCCCAAACGGAGAAAACUUGAGAGUUCUAGACAGUAUGCAAGGAGUAACAGAUAUGACAGUGACUCUGGUGAAGAUUUAAAGUCACACAGGCAACGUUGAUUCAUAACUAAGGUGAGUUCUUUCUGUUCAUGCUGUAGCCUUUCCAAUGUGCAAGCAUAAAGAAUGAUGAGCUUAGAGGCUGAGCUUUAGAUAUAGUGCACUUUUGCAAACAAGUAAACUAUAUACUACAGUACAAUAGUGGGCAAGUAAAGAAGAAGACAUGCAAGGUGCUGUUUUUUACUGUGAUGUUGCGGCAUUUCCUAUUUUUUUUCUUAAAAAAUCUUUUGUUUACUUUUAUAUAUGUUGUUUUUGUGAAGAUUCAUUAUAUUGUCGUAUUCUUUGUACUAAGUUUUGGUUUAUAUCUUCUUCUCUCAUUGCUGCAAUGGAGAGAUGUUGUCAUUUUUAGCUCUUUCAACAGUGCAGUAAGCAUUGGAAGCAAUCAAGAUCUUUAAAUUCUUUUAUA